This is a messenger RNA of Oreochromis aureus, 2607 nucleotides long. RefSeq names its product tektin 2 (testicular) (gene tekt2). Lineage: Eukaryota; Metazoa; Chordata; Actinopteri; Cichliformes; Cichlidae. The transcript has 10 exons. The coding region runs from base 676 to 2025 and encodes 449 amino acids. Gene Ontology annotation, cellular component: nucleus; microtubule cytoskeleton. The record is from RefSeq and is a predicted model, not a curated record. Gene Ontology annotation, biological process: cilium movement involved in cell motility; cilium assembly.
GUGCUUGUCAAAAUAGUCCAGCUUUAAUAAUAAACAAUAAUUAAUAAUUAAAGAUGUGUAUAUAUAGUUAUACACAUGUAGAUACUUAUACGUGCAUAUAUGUAUAGAUACACAGAUGCGCUCCUUCCCCAAAAAACGUAAAUAAAUUUUUUUUAAAUUGUUUUCUUUAAUAUAUUUCCAACCCUAAAAGUGUUAUAUGACCCUAUUUUUUUCAAUUUUGCAACACUAUCGAUCUCAAAUUGGUCACAUUAUUCAGAUAAUUAGAUUAUUUUUAUUCAUAUUACAUCAAAACUUUAAUACUUAGCUUUACUAUUUUAGCUUUUUAUCCUUCAUAGUUAUGCGACAGGAAGGGUGUGUAAAGGUGUCAGUUUGGUGCUACUACCACAGUAGUACAUUUGCAAUAAUUUCUCCGCAUUUGUCUGAUUGUGUUAGAUAAGUACUGAGCGUUUUCUCUUUCCUUAAGCAGAAUAAGUCUAUUAGACUCAAGCCUGCUUCUACAAGUGUAACAGGAAUUUUCCCCGUCUGUCAUUUAGGCAAAGUGGAUUUAAGUUGCUUAUGUUCCCUGAUGAUUAUUUCCUGGUAAUCUGACUCAAAACUAAACGUAAGGAAGGUAUUUUAAUUAUUAAAGCCUUUUAGGCGCACGUUGUGUGUACUUGUUGCCUAGAGACGGUCGCCAUGGAUAACAAAGCCCGGAAAAACCAGCUCAGUUCUGAGGUUCCAGAAUUCCGCAGAAAUAUGAUGUCUUCACUAAAUGCAAAGCCUGGCCUGCACCGCAGUGUGUCAGAGUGGACCAGCAACAAUCAGCAGCUGUCUGUCACAGCUCAACAUGAACGACAUAUUUCGAAUGUCAUCAGACAGGAAGGGAGGACACUACGCAACGAGACUAACUUUAAGACACACUGGGAUGAGACCGAUACGUGUCGUAGGCUGAGUGACCGUGUUUGGGAUGUUGCUCGGUGGAAGGAAGUGUUGGAAACUUGUGCUCAGAAAGUGGAUGAAGAGAUGGAGACUCUGACACUGUCCAAAGAGCACACCGAGCAAGCUUUGGCUGCCACUGCUGUUCCUCUGGAGGUCACCACUGAAUGCCUGACACUGAGGGAGGGACGGCAAGGGCACGAGCUGGUCACGGACCCCGUGGACGAACAGCUGAAGAAAGAGGUGGAGCUGAUUGAAAGAGUGCAGCAAGUUCUGCAGCAGCACACUAGCAGGGCCUUUGAGCAGCUAUGCAUUCUGCAGGAGGUGCGGCACCAGCUGACUGCUGAUCUCCAGAACAAGAUGGAUGCCCUGGAUAUUGACAUGUCCUGUCUGUCACUUACGAUAAAAUCGCCCCACAUCUCCCUAAAGACCAACCCGACACGCAUACCAUCAGGUUCCUCCACCCCCCAGGAGUGGGUCCAGUUCAGCCAGCAUAAUGUGGCUCGUGCCCAUGAGGCGAUGCAGGUUUCCCAGCAAAUAAGGGAGGAUAUGAACCUCACCCGAGCACAGCUGCAGAAUGAGUUGGAGACUCAACGCAGAGCUACAGAUUUUGCUCUCCGCAAACGUAAUCACCACGAAGAGCAGGCCCGACAUGAGCUGGAGUGGCAAAUAAAAACUACUGAGGGGGAAAUGGCAGAAAUGGAAAGUGACAUCCACGGGCUGGAUGCAGAUCUGCAGGCAAAGACAGCCAACCUGAAGCUGGCUCACACCAGACUGGAGACCAGGACCAACAGGCCUAACAUGGACCUGUGCAGAGAUGAGGUGCAGCACGGCCUCGUUAAUGAAGUCCAGCAACUGGAGGCCACGAUCGCGGCUCUGAAGCAGAAGCUCUCUGAAGCUCAGCAGUCUCUGCAGAACAUGAAGCUGCAUCACUCCCGCAUGCUGCAGGAUCUUUCCAGAAAACAGGAAGCUCUGUCUCUGGAACAACGAAGCAUGAACACCCGCGCUCGCCUCACAUCAACCUCCAGCACCGACAAUAAAAACGCGGCGCUCGUGGUCCCGCUGGCAAACUCCAGUGGGAGGAGCAACCUGAAGCUGCUGGCUCAGUGAGAAGAUGGUCUGAAUGUUUUUGAGGGAAAAAAAUCUAAUAGUUAUUUUAAGUUUAAUUUGUUUAACCCUGCGGGCAUAAACAAGCAAUGGAUACACAAAAAUCUACCCACACUAUAAGUUUAAUUUAAAGUAUGGGCACAGUUCGCUUCACAAAGUAGUCCCGAAGAAAAAAAAACAAACUUACUCCAGCUGGAACUUUUCUCCUCUUUUAAAAUUAUUCUCCUGACCUCCUGUUUGUGUGGUUAAUUUGCAUUUUUGUGUAUCAUAAUCCAGCUAGAAAUGAUUGAAUUAUCAUCUCUAAGUUGUGGAUUAAACAGUCUUUUGAGUAAAAUAAAGAUUCACCCUUCAAACUAUAUCAUCAUCAUAUAAUUAUCCAAAAUUCACACGUGAAAUUGCACGUGUUCAUGCCUGUUCGGUUCUUUUAUGCUUUAAUGGCUUUGUUUAGUUUUGCCACACUGUUUGAUCAACUGACGCUGCUGGCAGCUUAAAAGCUGCAAUAAUGAGGGGAACUUUGACUCUGAUAAAAUAACCUGGUAAACAGCCUGCCUAAAAUAAUAAACCUCACCCGGCGCUGUAGUAAAG